AUGCUGUCGCCUCGGUACUAUAACGGAUACGAUGAUUACUAUCGCAGCUCAUGGGCCUGGGAUCGGGAGACCAAACCCGGGGAAGAGCUUGCAUAUGACCCAAAAUACAUGCGUAUGUACACCGCGGAACUUGCCAUGACUGCCUUGACCGGGGCAGCCAUGUUCGGCUUCCUCAUCUGGACCUGCGGGAUCCGCCAGCCUACAAACUUCCUGUCCAAGAGGCGUCCGCUGCCGAUGGGCGGGAUCAGGUCUGCUCUGAUCUGUUGGAUUUUGGCGGACCUCCUAAGCUGCGUCUAUAUCGGUGUGGCCGUUGGCCAAGACGUCGUGAAAGAAUACUAUCAAAUCGCUCCCAUGCUGCAGAGUUUUUUCCAACACAUCUCGCAGUGUCUUCUCUUCUACGUGUUCUACAGCCUGAUCCAUCGGUUCCUCGACGGCCUCACCGAUGUGGGCCGGCCGUAUGCUGCUGUGAAUAUUAUCCACUGGAUAGUUUUGGGAGUUCUGUUCGUAAUGGGCAUGACAAGCUUUGCUCUCGAUGUCGUCAAUACAGUCUACUACGUCACAGAGGUUUAUAUACUACAGGUCGAAACCGCCGCCGAAAAGGUGUAUUGUGCCAACGCAAUUCUCCUUUUGGUAGCUUCGUUGGAGGUUUUGGCCUGGGCUGUUUUUGUGACUGUCAAAGGGGGCCGUGGCCGGUUUCGGUCGAGGAUUGCCGCCAUCUCUCUCAUCAUCGGCGCUUUCUUCUACUUUGCGCUCAAUCUGAUGUGGACUGUUCUUAAUAUUCGAAUCUACCUGUUUUAUUACAUCCCCCCAGACUACCUGGGUCUGCUGGAAUCUGUCCUCGACUUCGUUUUCUUCGUGGGGACCUACGUUGGCAUUCUCCUGUGCUGCGUGAAAUGGAAAUCCCUCAGCCCGCAGGACGGUGCUUGGCAGGCACAGCAGUAUUCCCAUCAGCAGCAGCCUUACCAGCAGCAGUUCUAUUCAUCCACGGGACCGUAUCGGCAGCAGCAUGGCCCCUGA
Messenger RNA from Penicillium lagena, 1017 nucleotides. RefSeq lists its product as uncharacterized. The record is from RefSeq and is a predicted model, not a curated record. Bases 1 to 1017 code for a protein of 338 amino acids. Lineage: Eukaryota; Fungi; Ascomycota; Eurotiomycetes; Eurotiales; Aspergillaceae. The transcript is spliced from 3 exons.